UUUAAAUACUCAGAGGUUCAGGACAGGAAGGAAGAAGUAGUAUCUUAAUCUUACCGAAUAAUAAAAAAAAAUAAAAAUAGGGAGGUAGCGAGGUGGAUUUCAAAUCCAACGUUGUGGCAACAAUAGCGGUGAACCAAAUCUGACUUUUUAUUGGAAGUAAACAGCAUCUUUCUCAAUCUCGAAGUCUAAGAAUCUAUAUAGAUAUUUCAUUGGUGGAAAAUGGGAACGGAGAACUCCUCUAACUCCAAUUUGACCUCUCAAUGCGACGACGACGACGACGAUAACACCAAAACCCUUGUGGUCUUGAAUGUCUACGAUCUUACCCCUGUCAAUAAUUACAUGCGUUGGUUUGGAUUUGGGAUCUUUCACUCCGGCAUUGAAGUGCAUGGUAAGGAGUAUGGAUUUGGUGCCCAUGACUUCGCAGCUAGUGGAGUUUUUGAAGUGGAGCCAAAGAAGUGCCCUGGAUUCAUAUAUAGAUGUUCCAUCACUUUGGGCCAAAUAAAUAUGAAUGCUUCUGAGUUCCGAACAUUUAUUGAAAACAUGGCUGCUGAGUAUCAUGGGGAUACCUAUCACCUUAUAUCUAAGAACUGCAAUCAUUUUACAGAUGACGUCUCAUAUAGAUUGACUAGAAAACAUAUCCCAGGUUGGGUGAAUCGGCUUGCUAAGCUAGGUGCUUUAUGCAGCUGUCUACUUCCUGAAAGUCUUCAAGUAACAGGUGUUAAACAGCUACCCGAAUACCAUGAAUGCUCAGAUGAUGAAUUUGUCGAAUCUCUUUCGAGUGCCACACCCCGUGGGUCAACAGAAAUAGAUGAUGAACAAGAAAAACACCUUCUGUCACCAUCAUCUGGAACUGAGGAAGUUACUUUCGUUAAAGAGACCCAAGCAAAAUGAACAUGAUUUGUUUGAGGUGAGACAACCCUUGGAUAAUACAGGCUGUCUUCGCAUGAAUAUUUGUCCAAUUGAUUUGCAAGGAUUCUUUAUUUCCCAAAAUUUUCUCAAUCUUCCAUGUUUGUUGUACCCUUUUUGUCAUGUAAUUAUUAGGACUCUUAAGUCAUUUGUCAUGUAAAAUUGUAAAUUACAUCCACGUGUGGAAACUGUCUUGAGUUAUAAAAUCUUUUCUUAGCAGAUAAGCCAGUUUGUUUGAGGAAUUUAUGUGAAAAAU
Molecule: messenger RNA, 1162 nt
Organism: Gastrolobium bilobum
Lineage: Eukaryota; Viridiplantae; Streptophyta; Magnoliopsida; Fabales; Fabaceae
Product: deSI-like protein At4g17486
Exons: 5
Coding region: 220-891 (223 amino acids)
Biological process (GO): protein deubiquitination
Molecular function (GO): deubiquitinase activity
Source: RefSeq, a predicted model, not a curated record